Molecule: messenger RNA, 900 nt
Organism: Lactuca sativa (garden lettuce)
Lineage: Eukaryota; Viridiplantae; Streptophyta; Magnoliopsida; Asterales; Asteraceae
Source: RefSeq, a predicted model, not a curated record
UCGGGUGCCACAAGAUUGGUUUUUUUUGCUGAGAAUUUGGAUCUUUGGAACAUGUAUAUUUUGUUUACGUUAAAAGUUUUAUUUUAUUAAAGUUAUAAUUUAUAUAAAAACAAAUUUUGUUUUUUUUGUUUUGUUAGUUUCGUUUGGGGUAGCUAUCUUUGAGAUUUUACUUAUGUUGACCUUGAAGAUACAUGGAACAAAAUAGAUAAUUAUUUAUCACUUUCUGAGCGUCGUCAAACUUUAAAGUACUCCGUCUCAGGAUUUACGGCUCCAAUAAGGGUAUAAAAAUUUUCUUAUAUUUAAAUUGUUUUAUUGUUAUGUUUUUUAUUUUAAUUUAACUUUUAUUACUGUAAUUGUAAAAAAUUGUAGAUAUGGAUAUAUGAGAUGAUUCCGUCUGUUCGUGCAUGUGGAUUUGUAUUGAGAAAAAAUAAAGACAUGCCUCGGAUGAAACGAUGGAGUGGAACAAAAAAAUUGAAAUGGGUUGACGUGAACAAGAUUUGGUCAAAGAUACAGGAGGGGCAACCACCAAGACAAAACAUGUUACCGGGUGAUGGUGAGAUGACAUCUUGUUAUUAUAUGUCAUUUCAAGAGUAUGUUUAUGGUGAAGGGAAAGCAGUUUCAUCCCCAGUACGGGACCAUUUUAAGAGACAAGACGAAUCUUCGUGUAGUAUGUCGUCCAGUGGUCGCUCUCAUGGUAGAGGUAGGGGCAGUGAGAAACACAACCUAGACGAGGUGUUGAAACGGCUACAUGCACUGGAGCAGCAUUUGUUUAUGAACCGACAACCUACAGAGGUUUUUGUUGAAGAAGUGAAUACUGGAGAAUUUUGGAACGACAUUACUUUUGAUGAUCCGAUAGUGUCACAAAGAAAAUAUGAUGAACAGACGACAAUGUUGUUAUAG